AUGAAAAGACUGCAGUCCUUUCGCUAAUCCUUUUCUAUCCUUCUUAUCUCGGGACUCAUAGCAGUCUGAUCGCUAUGGGACAGCGAAGCCGUGGGACAAAACCGUGCAAAUGAUAUUUCAGUAAAUGACAAACGCAAGUCUGUUUGGCUUCAGUGGGUGCUGACUGGGUGCAUGCAGGCUAGCUGUGCAGUGCACGCAUAAAAGUGGGCCAAAAAUGUUCCUCGCAUUCGUCUUGGGACUCUACCUGGCGACAGGUGCGCUACCCUCCUCGGUGAGCGCGUGCCCGUCACAGUGUAGCUGUUUUUUUCACAACCUAAGUGAUGGAUCUAUGGCCAGGAGUGUAAUUUGCAAUGACCCCGAGAUCUCCAUUGUGCCUGCCAGUUUCCCCGUGGACACGUCCAAGCUGCGAAUCGAGAAAACAGCCAUCCAUCGUAUCCCGAGCGAAGCCUUCAGUUACCUCCCCAAUCUGGAGUUCCUCUGGAUGUCCUUCAAUGUGCUGUCCUCUCUCAAGCCGGACAGUUUCCGUGGGAUGCUAAAUCUGGAGGAGCUGCGACUGGAUGGGAAUGCCCUCACCGCGUUCCCCUGGGAGUCUCUUAUGGAUAUGUCCAGCCUCACGCUGCUCGACUUGCACAACAACCAGUUGACCUCAGUUCCCGCAGACGCCACAAUUUAUUUAAAAAACCUGACCUACCUGGAUCUGUCCAGCAACAACCUUCUGACUGUUCCAGCUGAGGUGCUCGCCACCUGGCUAACAGUUAAACCUGUGCAGGGCCCAGAGAACUCCAAAAUUAUACUUGGUCUCCAUGACAACCCCUGGCUGUGUGACUGUCGCCUGUAUGACCUGGUCCAGUUCCAGAAGUUGCCAACGUUCUCUGUGGCAUUAAUCGACACACGCCUCCGCUGUGCAGCCCCCGAGAGCCUGUCAGGUGUUCUGUUCAGCGAUGCCGAGCUGCGGAGGUGCCAGGCGCCACGCGUCCACACAGCGGUGGCACACGUCCGCAGCGCCGUGGGAAACAACGUGCUGCUGCGCUGCGGGACCAUUGGCGUUCCCAGCCCGGAUCUGGCCUGGCGCAGGGCGGAAGGGAAAGCCCUGAACGGGACAGUCCAGCAGGAGAACUCCAAGGAAGGCAUUAUCUGGUCCAUCCUCAAAUUCCCAGCCGUGUCCUACCGUGACUCAGGGAAGUAUGUCUGCAAGGCCACUAACUAUGCCGGAAAUGCAGAGACCAUCAUCUCCCUGGUUGUCUCUGAUGCUCCCCCAAAACCCGACAAUAACAACAACCAAACCAGCGUGGUUGCUGCUACUGUAAAAAAAAACAAAGUCAACAAACCCAACGGGAUGGGGAAGGCGGCAUACCAGGAGAAACUGGUGGAUAGAUUACUGGUUCCCACCCCCAACCCUCAACCCCCACCUGCUGUUGUGGACUCCAGCCCUGAGCCUGAAGGUGUGGUAGUGGGAAGUGUGGCAGAUAGAGCCACCCCUGGACCAGCCAAGUUGCCCAGUCCAGACGGACUCCUGGAGCUGGAGAAGACCAACCUGAGCAACCUGGCCCAGGCCCAGUAUGACCCGGACCGGAUAGUUCGCUCGGUCAAGGUGUUGGGCGAUACGGAGAACACCAUCACCCUGAACUGGCGGGCGCCCAAGGCCAAGAACACCACAGCCUUCAGUGUGCUCUAUGCCGUCUUCGGCGAAAGAGACAUGCGCAAGAUCAACGUGGCAGCAGGUCAGAAUCGGGUCUUCAUCGAGGGCCUGGUGCCCAAGACUAAGUACAUUGCCUGCGUGUGUGUCCGGGGCCUGAUCCCCAAGAAGGAGCAGUGUGUCAUCUUCUCCACCGACGAGGCGGCCAGUGCCGCUGGCACCCAGAAGCUCAUCAACGUCAUCGUGAUUACUGUGGCUUGUGUCAUUGCUGUGCCACUCACCGUAAUCGUUUGCUGUGGUGCGCUCAAGAGGCGUAUCCAGAAGAUUUGGGGCAAGAAGUCCAAGGACAUCCAGGACUCGUAUGUGACUUUUGAGACGCUGUCCCCCGGAACCAAGGCUAAAGGGUUGGAGGGUGAGUACCUGACCAGACUCAAUCCUGAGGAGUCCAACCGGCUGCUGUCGGCCCGAUCCAGUCUGGACUCUGAGGCCACAGCAAAGAUAGAGGGUCAGCCCAACGAGUACUUCUGCUGACUUCAUGAUCCAGCUCCCUCCCCAUGCCAUCUCCCACACUCACUCCCUCUGGCUCAACACAUCUCCACACACACAACUCCUCUACAGCAUAGCCCCAGACACACACAUCAUCCCCAUCAUAGCCCCAGACACACACAUCAUCCCCAUCAUAGCCACACACACACACCUCAUCUUCAUCAUAGCCACACACACACACAUCAUCCCCAUCAUAGCCCCACACACACACCCCAUCUUCAUCAUAGCCCCGCACACACACCCCAUCUUCAUCAUAGCCCCGCACACACACCUCAUCCUCACCAUUGCUCCACACACACUCCUCUCCUUCACCAUAGCUCCACACACAAACCUCAUCCCCACACACCUAAUCCUUUCUCUCAGCCUCACCAAAGCCACCCACACAUAUCCUAUACUCUCCCUCACUGUCAGCCCAGUCCUACACACACAUCUCAUCUUCACCAUAGCCCCAGACACAUACAUCGUCCUCACCCCAACCACAGCCCCACACACACACCUUGUCGAAAUGCUCAUCACAGUCCAACAGACAUAUCUGCUUGUCCUACUUUCUCUCACCGUGUUCCCCCCCACACACACAGGGCACAGGACUCUCCCCCACCUCUCCCAUCAUGUUGGGUGCCACCAUAUCGGGGGUUCUAUGAGAGGAUGCUUGGACGAUGCACCAUCAUGGAAAUAUCCGUUUAAAGGAGUUUUGACAUUUUUAUCCUUAAUUUUUUUACAUCUGAAAUGUAUACUAUUUCAACAGAGAGAAUGCUAAUGAUGUAAUUUAUUUUUACACUUCUGGGGGAUUAUCAGUUGUAAAUGAGCCCUCAAAUGAGCCCUACAGAUAGUAUUUCAUUUAAAUACAUUUAUCAUAGUUAAGUUAAGUAAAAGUCUGAAAGAAGGAUAUCUGGGCCAAUAUUUAUUAUUCUCAAAGGAGUGCUGCUCUAGGAACACUAGCCUUUUGGAUCAUAAUAAAUGAGAAAACAUGGACAUAGGGGACCUGGGGCCAUAUCCACAAAGUGUUCCAGAAUAGGGCCUAGGAAUCCUGUUAAAACCCGUUUUAAGCCAAUAAUUUAAAAAAUCCCAGCUCAGAUUAGGUUUAAACUCUGAGCCAGGACGAAAAUCAACUCAUAAAAGUUUAUCUCAACUGGUAAUUACACAAAGAAAAUAUAGUCAUGACACUCAUUGACAUUAUUGCAAAUUGGGGGAAUAACCAAUCACGUGUCACCAUCUAUGAAAUCUAUAGCACACAGUAACACACACCCCCACAGUGUCUGUCACUGUACAUCAAGUAAUAUGAAUUUGAAAUUAUUUUCAAAAAUGCAAGAGAUACUGGUGCAGGUACUUCUAGAUAAUUUAUGGGUUGCUUAUAUAAAAAUAUCAAAACAUUCUUUCAUCAACUCCAAAGCAAUUUUCUGUAUAGCUAGUUAGGACCGCACAUAUGAUCUCCUAAAUAUCUGUCGACUAGGUAGGACUCUUCCCACUGGGCACAGGCGUCAAUUCAACAUCUAGUUUUGAUUUAAUUUUGGUUGAGUUGUCACCUAACUUGAAUUGAACAAAAAAUGGCACCAUGUCAUUGGAUUUAGGUUAGGUGAAAAAGAGUUGGGUGAAAAAAAAUACAAAAUUCCCUUACGUUGACCACUUCAUCUCAUUUCUUUGUUGAAAUGAUGUGGAAACAACACUGAUUCAAUCAGUUUUUGCCCAGUGGAUUAUGACUAAAAUGGCUUCAUGCAUAGAUUUGUGGAUACAGCCCCUGAUUCUAGAUUAGAACUCCUACUCUGAAGGGCUUUAUGAAUCCUGGCCCUGGGCCCGAAUCCAAAAAGCAUCUCCGAAAAGGUAAUAGGAAUCCUGUUAUUUUAUUUAACCUUUAUUUUAACAUGGAAGACAUAUUGAGUCCUAGGUCUCUUUUACAAAUGUGCCCUGUAUAUACAACCUAAAUAUACACAUUAUACCAAAACUAUACAGUAUCAGUCAAAAGUUUGGACACCUACUCAUUCCAGGGUUUUAAUUCAUUUUUACUAUUUUCCACAUUGUAGAAUAAUAGUGAAGAUAU
Oncorhynchus gorbuscha (pink salmon) is the source of this 4217-nucleotide messenger RNA. Its product is annotated as leucine-rich repeat, immunoglobulin-like domain and transmembrane domain-containing protein 1. Gene Ontology annotation, cellular component: endoplasmic reticulum membrane. The transcript has 4 exons. The coding region runs from base 215 to 2167 and encodes 650 amino acids. The record is from RefSeq and is a predicted model, not a curated record. Gene Ontology annotation, molecular function: protein binding. Lineage: Eukaryota; Metazoa; Chordata; Actinopteri; Salmoniformes; Salmonidae.